ACAAAUCAGUACAUUAAAAAAGAAGAAGUCAGAUUAUCUACUCCAGGCUUCGAAGACCUCAUGUGCUACACAUAUCUGUCAGCAUGGACGCUGUUCCUGAAGAGAGACAAAAGCCCCGAGUCGAACUCCCAUCAUGUCUUCCCCUCGAUCCAUUUCUCGGCCUUGAAAAUACGAUCAUGAGCUCUUCUUAUCGAAGUCAGGGAACGUGACCUUAUUCUACCGCGGAUUCAUUCUGUCAUAUACUGCUACCUACAGUCAGCUGAUGUCGGAUGAGAUUCAACGAGGAGGAGUCUGGUUCUAGCACCCUCGCAAGGCGCUCCUGUUGCACGUGCAUUCAUUCCAAAUAGAACGACAUUUUCAAGUCCUUUGAAAGAACCUGUUCGGAGGUCGGGAUCACUAUGGCUGCACCUGCAUCAUCAAUGUUUGUUUUAUCGGAUUCAAAGACGAAGACACCAGAUGGAAAUUCCACCGACAACCUAGAAUAAGAGCGAGCAAAGGGCCCAGACUUGAGCUGAAACCAGGGUUCCCAAAUUCCCUAAAAGAACUGGAAUACAGGGACGAGCAUUAUUGAUUGUGCAUUAGUUUUCGUCCUCGAGAGUGACAUGUGACGUGCUGGGGGAUCUUCCUCACUGUCCUUACAAAUGCACGGACUGCAAUCUUCGUUCUGAUGCAAAGUUGCCUGAGGACUGGAACUCGUGGAGCUAUAUGAAGUUGUAUAUUAUCAUGGAUCCGGAAGGAUGAGGCACAGGUUGCUGAGGGACAGUUACGGGAUCGAAACUUAUCAGAAUGCAGGCAAACGAGAACUCGUUCCGCUAGAUCUACGAGGGAACGUGCAACGAGGAUCCAGACGCUCAUGGCCUCGAUCGAUAGCCUCGGCCACAGUCGGGCAGGAAGGUCGAGGGGAUCUCUAGUCGGAUCAUCCGCGAGCGUAAUUGAAAAGUAAUGGGAGCUGGGACAGAUGGUCGGCGAGGCCCGGGCGUCGUCACGUUUGUAGCUCCUCACUGCUUCUGAUCCCAAUGAUCUAUGUUGCCAGUAAAUCCCGGCCUCUAUCAGGGCGAGCUCGCGAAAUGUGCUGCAUUGACUCCAGCCCCACCCCGGGUCGUCUCAACAACGCUAAUCGGCUACAGACGAGCCCGUGAUUUGUGACGUCAGGUCGAGACCGAACGAAGCCCCAGAGAGCAUGAUAUCCUCAUGAAGCUGGCGGGCACCGGCACUGGGCCAAGUCGAGUGCAAUGUGAGGCUCGGGCCAGCACUGUGUCCCUUGCGUAUGCACCAAAUCAUCAGCACCCGGAUCAGAUAUAAACGCCCUCCCCCCGCCUUCCGAUUCGCCGAAAUACUUCAUUGCGAGCCCUCCCGAUCCAUUCCUGCUACGCAGGCGACCUUGCAGACAGUCGGAUCUGAAUUCAAACCUCGAAGCAGCGGAGGAGCGAAAUGCGCGUGGCGCCCGGCGAGUGGUGGCUGAUGGGUGCGGAGGUCGUCGGAAGGGGGGUCGAUAGCCGGUAGGAAGCUCGAGGAGAGGAGAGGGGACGACAGGGCGGAGCGGGGAAGAGAAGGGAGUGGAACGAUCGAGGCGUCGCGAUGACGACGACGGGGGAGGCGACGGGGACGACCAGUCACGCGCCGAAGCUGGAGCUAUGGCGGCCGUGGCUGAAGGCGCUGCACGGCGGGGACUGUCACGCGAUAAGGAGCCUACUGCGACUAAACCCGUGGUACGUGGCCAUCUUCCCGGGCUCGAAGGACUGCGAGUUCAAGCGCGCCAAGAGAAUUCUCCAGAGCGGCGUGGACGAGAUGAAGGACUGGGAGGGCUGCAGCGCCCUACACGUGGCGGUGCAGCAGGGCUGCCUGGCGCUGGUGGACGAGGUGCUCAACGUGUUCCGCCUCGAGGACAAGGAGAGCUUCUUGACCAGCCGGUCGCUCCGGCCAGGCGACCUGCCGUCGCCCGGUGCCAACCCACCGGAGCAGCCCGGGAAGCCCGAGGCGCAGCACCACUACGCCCAGACGAUGAAGAAGGCCAGCACCAAAGAGCUGCAGCUCAUGGAGAAUAUUCUCCUAGCGCAGGAGCCGAGCUCGGGGCUCGACGCGCUGGCCAUGGCGGUCAUCAACGGGCAGGAGGAGGUGGUCCGGAUUCUGGUGGCCGCGUUCCAGCAGCUCGAGAACAAUCCUUACGACAUCAUGUCGUCCGGCGAGGCUAACGACUCGCCGGCCGGCAGCUGCGAGCUCGGCGUCACGCCUUCGUCUCUCCUGCAGGUGCACAAGAUCGUGCAGGAAGUGCUCGAGGAGAUGGGCACCGAGAAUUAUCAGCUCGCCGAGAAAGAGUUCUCGCAACUGCACGAGUUCAAUUUCCUGCCGUGGCCGCAAUACCUCUUCCACGCCGCGUGCUCCAAGACGUCGCCGAUUCUCGACAAGUGCCGCCGGAGAAUCAUCCGGAACGCGGUGGACAUCGGCGUCCACCACGUGAAGGUGCUGUUCGGGCUGCGCGACGGGCAAGGGCGGACGCCGUUGCACGUCGCGGUGGCCGCCGGGGUCGAGACGGGCAUCGUGAAGGACAUCUUCGACGCGAUGCCCAAAGGGGACGAGUACGCCGAGUGCGUGAACGCGCGCGACGGCGCGGGCAGGACGCCGUUGCAUUGCGCCAUCUCGCGGGAGCAGGCGGACCGCGACGUGGAGCAGCUGCUGCAGGACCCGAGGACGGACCUGAACGCCGUCUUCUUCUACAACCCGACGAUUCUGCGCCUGUUCGACAUCGAGAAGCUGUGCUUCCGGCACGGCUUCCGAAACUCGACCAGCAUUCUGAAGAACGUCCACAAGAGCACCGUGCUGCACCUCGCGCUCUGGAGCCCGUGGCCCAAGGUCGUCAAGGCCGUGCAGAUGCUCCUCAAGGACCACCGCCUGAACCUGAGCCAGACGUGCAACAUCAACAUCCCCUCAAAGCACGACCGCGCCGAUCCCUCCCCCUUCGGCUGGAACAAGGACAGCGACUUCUACCUCACGCCUCUCCAGCUCGCCACGCUUCUGGAAAAUGUACCAAUUCUGCAAAUUCUCGCCAAUGACGACAGGGCGUACGACUUCGGGCGGCUGAACAACGCCUCGAGGUACGAGGAUCUGCGGGCGACGGUGGACGGCGAGCUGCACAAUCUGCUGUCGGCGCUGCCGGACUCGAGCUUCAGCUCCGAGAGCUUGAAGGGCGGGCGGGCCACGUUCCAGCAGAAGAGGGUCGAGGUGUGGGUCAAGUUCAUGAACACAUCGGCGCUCCACUAUGCGGCCAUUCUCGGGAACCCUGCGGGAGUGCGAAUCCUGCUCAACAGCAAGAGGUUCGAUCCUCUGGUCGAGGACCUGGACGGCAACAAUGCGCUACACUACGCAGCGUACGCGCGCGAGCUCGAGCAUCCGAUCUCGCCACACUUGCUCGACGUGCCGUGCUGCCGCUCGCCGCUGCUGCCCAAGGUCCAGCCCACGGCCGAGCCCUCGGCGGGCGGCGCAAGCCAGGAGCGCGAGGCCCCCAGCUCGCGCACGGGCGAGAGCCGGCGCCAGGGGUGCAUCAACCUCCUGCUGCAGUCCGGGAUCGACAUCUGGAAGACGAACAAGGCCGGCAACAUCGCGGACCCGGGCAUGCGAGCUUCGCCCGAGGCGUGCUCGUGGUGGUACGAGAGGUUGGCGCGCGAGACUCUGGAGACGAAGCAGAGCCUGAACGCCGCCGCCAACGCCGUCUCGGUGACGGCGGCGCUGGUGGCCACGGCCUCGUACGUCGGGCCGCUGCAGCCGCCGCUCGGGUACGUGCAGAACUCGGAUGGCACGGCCGCGAUGCAGAUCCAGGUCGAGUAUUUGUCGAUCCGCGUCUUCAUCGUCUGCGACACCGUCGCCUUCUACGUGGCGCUGUGCGCCAUCAUGCUGUCGCUGAUCCCGUCGCUGCCCAUGCCGCACGAGUCCAUGCUCGACGAGCUGGUCAGCACUCGCAGAUCUGUCACUCUGGCCGUGGCCUUCCUGAUUCUGUCCAUAAUCUCCAUCAUCUUCGCUUUCGCCUCUGCUUCCAUGGCCGUGAUUCCCAACGACCGCCGCUCGUGGAACCAUCGGGGCCUCACCAUGGGCCCCAUCGUCGUGGGCACUUUCUUCUGCGUUCUCAUCAUGUACAUGGUCUGCCUGCGCCUCAUCCGCCUCGUCCUCCACCAGAACUUCUGGUUCCGCAAGAAUUACAGGCGCAUGACGCUGUUUUAAUCUAGGUACUCGUGCACGGACUGCACGUUGUAAUUCUUUGGCCUGAUGACUAUCGGUCAUCUCGCUUUCUCUCGUGAAUAAAACUUCCCUUCAGUGGACUGCUGCCCAUCCGUUCCCUGCAACACUUGCCGACAGUUGUCGCACUUCACCGAUCCAUGCAGGAGACAUUGAGAGAGUUCGGAAUUUCGACGUCUGCGGAUCUGGGUACUUACGGAAAAGAGUGAGAUUGCACGAGAAGGAGCGGAUCCAUCUGUACUAGGUACGGGAGAGGGGAAGAGGAAAUUCGUUCAAGAAAGAAUGGAAGGAAAAUUGUAGAUCUGGUGUGGAAGAUGACAAGAGAUUAUGAUCACACGCACUGCCAGGGAACCUAUUACAAAGUCGCAGAGCUAUUCAACUGCUUGUACAUCUGCUAAAGUCGAGCUCUGCACUGUGCCAUUUUGGACUCUGAUUUCCAUCGCCUCUGCUCGUCAAUGAUUGAUUACAUGAUGAGACCCCGGACCUCUUACACAUCUGGGAGAGAUGAGGUAGAGGUGAACAGCAAAUACGUAAAUGAUUUGAAGGAAAAUUGUAGAUCUGGUGUGGAUGAUGACAAGAGAUUAUGAUCACACGCACUGCCAGGGAACCUCUUACAAAGUCGCAGAGCUAUUCAACUGCUUGUACAUUUGCAAGGUCGAGCUCUGCGCUGUGCCAUUAUGGACUCUAAAGUCCAUUGCACCUGCUUGUUAAUGAUUACAUAUUGAAACCUCGGA
This is a messenger RNA of Marchantia polymorpha subsp. ruderalis, 4961 nucleotides long. Lineage: Eukaryota; Viridiplantae; Streptophyta; Marchantiopsida; Marchantiales; Marchantiaceae. The record is from the annotation of a GenBank genome assembly.